Chlamydomonas reinhardtii is the source of this 1112-nucleotide messenger RNA. RefSeq lists its product as uncharacterized. The record is from RefSeq and is a predicted model, not a curated record. The transcript is spliced from 3 exons. The coding region runs from base 35 to 349 and encodes 104 amino acids. NCBI's taxonomy places the organism in Eukaryota, Viridiplantae, Chlorophyta, Chlorophyceae, Chlamydomonadales, Chlamydomonadaceae.
CCGUUUUCGCCACGGGGGUUCCGUUUUCAACAUAAUGGGUCCGCAAAUUUUUGCAGGUGCCGCGGGCAACCCAGAAGCACCUGGAGUUCUGCGGCGUGCCGACGCCGAGAUCCAGGCCGCGCGGCUGGGUGCUGACACCGAGGUCCAGACCGCGUGGUUGCGUGCCGACGCCGAGAUCCAGGCCGUGCGGCUGCGCGCUGACGCCGAGAUCCAGGCCGCGCGGCUGCGCGCCGACGCCGCGAACCAGGCCGCCAGGGAGGCGAAAGAACUGCUGGACUUCGUCGUUAACGGCAGACGACGACACCACUACACUGUCGUGAAGGAGGUCGACGCCACGAAGCGCAAGUAGUGCGUGCUGCUGACGGGGGAAGGCGCUGCCACGCUCUUCAACAGCCUCUGGAUGUAAGGCCCGGCGGCGUGCUCCUGCUGCUGCUGGCGUGCCUGCGUGCGUACGUGCCCUUGGCCGUGACGCCAGCAGCCGGCAGGCGCCGCCGCUAGCUGGCACGCCCCAGCUAGCCGUGUACCGGUGCUGGGGUGCUGCAGGCGCGCGAUUCAGUUUUGUGCGGCUGGCAGGGACGCACGGCGGGGAGGAGCGGGUAGGGGUGGCAAGGGCAAGGAGCUGGCACACGCAAACGAAUGCAUCCUUGCGAGGCAUCAUGUAGCAUCCUGGGGCGGGGUGGGGGCUGCAAGCUUGCCCCGCCGGCAAGGCACAUGGAUUGGUUAGGUGGAGGUGCAGCAGCCAGGGACAAGGGCUGAGCGGGUUGGAGGUGGGAGGUGGGUGAGGGGAGAGGGAGGGAUGGGGGUGGGAAGUGGGUUGGGAGAGGUGGGAGCGAGAGGGGAGAGGCAAGGGGAGGGGAGAGGAGGGAGGGAGGAAGGUGGAGGGGUGACUUGGUUAAAAACUGGUAGUCGCUGGGCACAGCAAGGCAUCUGGGCAUGCGUGCAUGGCUUUUACCGACACAGACUCAGGCAAAUGACUUCAUAGCUAGUGCUGCGCUGUUGUGCACAUGCUGAAUGAAGCCAGGGUUGGUGCGCUAUUGUUUCAUAGGUGGCUUGUUGCCUGGUCAUUUGGCAGAUACCGGACGGUAGAUGCGCUAGCUAGCCUACCUGCAACG